AUGAGCUGCAAGCGGCAACGAGGAGACGAAGGCAUGUCUCUGAAUCAGUAUUCCAUCUCCUCGAUGGAGGUCACACCCCCAGUAGAGGAUUUGUUACACCAAUACAAGGCUCGUAUCGAAGAGUUGGAACUUGAGAAUGCUCGUCUCAAGAAGCAACAGGUUCAGGUCAAUACCGCCAAGGAACUGUACUUGAAAAUCUUUGAAGACUUUCCAGCUCUGAUCUGGAGAUCAGGGUUGGACAAGGAAUGUGACUACUUCAACAAGACAUGGUUGGAGUGGACUGGCAAAACCAUGGAACAAGAGUACGGCAACGGAUGGACCAAGGGAGUCCACAAGGACGAGUUUGAUUCAUGUCUUGAAACAUAUGUCAAAUCAUUUGACAAAAGGGAAGCUUUCUACAUGGAAUACCGCUUGCUCGACAAGCAUGGCGAGUACCGUUGGAUUGGUGACCAUGGCCGGCCAUUCUAUGACCUUGAUGGAACGUUUCUUGGAUACAUUGGUUCUUGCUAUGAUAUCCAUGACGCCAAGCUCAACGAACAGCAGCUGCGCAUUACAAAGGACAAAGCUGUGGAAUCUGAUCGACUCAAGUCCUCAUUUCUUGCGAACAUGAGUCAUGAGAUCCGAACACCACUGAACGGAGUCAUUGGACAUAUUGAUCUUGCUCUGUCCAACGGCCUGGACGUUGAGCAUCGAGAAGAAAACUACGAAGGGCUCAAAAUUGCAAGAAAUAGUGGGAAGCACUUGAUUAUGAUCAUUCAAGAUAUUCUAGAUGUAUCCAAGAUUGAAGCUGGGCAGAUGGACAUUAAUAAUGAUGAAGACUUCUCACUACCUUCAGUUAUUGCUCAGACAAAGGGUCUUGCAUCUUCGCUUCUGAAGCAGAAGAAGAAGGAGAAGAUUGAUUUCAUCACUACCGUGGAUGAAGGCAUUAGCAAUUGUCUUAAGGGAGACGAGUUCCGUCUGCAACAGGUCAUCAAUAAUCUAUGUUCUAAUGCUUCCAAGUUUACAAGUGCUGGAAGGAUUGAGCUGAAGGUACAAAAGGUUGAUGGUAACAUGCUUCAAUUCAGUGUGUCGGAUACUGGGAAGGGAAUCCCACCGAGUCACUUGGAAUCUAUAUUCGCACCCUUCCGACAAGUUGAGAUAGGUGACGUUCGCCAGCACGGAGGAACCGGGCUCGGCCUCACAAUCUGUCGUCACCUAGUGGAGUUGAUGGGAGGAAGCUUGUCUGUCAAGUCAACGGUUGGCGAGAACAGCGGUUCCAACUUCAGCUUUUUGUUCCCCUAUCGCCCAUGCUCCAAUUCCAAGGUUGAUGGUUCCAAUCGACCUUCCAUGAUGCCACAAGAAAGUUCUCCCCAUCUCAUCAAUGGCAAGAUUCUGGUAGCUGAAGAUGAUCCAGUGAGCCGGAAACUAGCGCAGCGUAUGCUCACAAGAAAUGGUUACGAAGUUGUACUUGCCAAGGAUGGCGAAGAAGCUGUCUCGUGUUGCAAAUCACACGAUGAUAUUGCGCUGAUAUUGAUGGAUGUUCAAAUGCCGAAGCUUGACGGUAUAAAUGCGACGAAAAAGAUCCGAGCAAUGGAACAUGGAUCCAAGAAUGGAAAGCAUCCGAUACCAAUCUUGGCUCUUUCUGCCGCCGCAAUGAAGGGCGACGAGGAGCGCGGCAUCGAAGCCGGAAUGACCACCUAUUUGACGAAACCGCUGAACUUGAAGCGUGUCCUAAGUGCAAUCGAAAAGUAUGCUGGUAGCGCCAAGUUGGAUGAUCCUGCUACUACUUGUCCUGGAAUUUCGGCAGUGACAAUGGAUCGAAGUUGA
Cylindrotheca closterium is the source of this 1806-nucleotide messenger RNA. Lineage: Eukaryota; Bacillariophyta; Bacillariophyceae; Bacillariales; Bacillariaceae. The record is from the annotation of a GenBank genome assembly.